Molecule: messenger RNA, 1026 nt
Organism: Fulvia fulva
Lineage: Eukaryota; Fungi; Ascomycota; Dothideomycetes; Mycosphaerellales; Mycosphaerellaceae
Exons: 4
Coding region: 1-1026 (341 amino acids)
Source: RefSeq, a predicted model, not a curated record
AUGAAACAUACUUCUGCCACAGUGGACCAUAAAACGUCUUUGCCAUUGAAGCGCAUCAAAAUCAUGGCAAGCGCCACCAAGGAGGUUCUCGACGCAGCGGCAUCACUUCAGAACGGCAACCUCCUCAACAUACCACCAGAACUUCGACUCAUCAUCUACAAAGAGGUGUUCACCACAUUCAGCACCGACUUGGAGGACAUCUUCUCAGACGAGAGCCUGGGGCACCCAGCUCUACUGGGUACCUGCCGUCUUAUCAGAAACGAAGCACUCCAUUCAUACUUGCAUCACGUGUGCGAUCUGCUGGCGCAGACCUGGAAGCAACGUGGGCUUGCCCUUGAGCAGGCGCGUAAGGCAGCUGCACAACGAAACAACGAGCCGUUUGGCACCCAACGCUGGACUGAUCUAUUUCGCGAGGCGAGGGGGACAUAUGGCGAGGCCGACGCUAAGUGGAUUCUCUACUCCGGGGCAAAAUCGGCGCUACAUGCAGAGAUGACGAAGCGGCAAGCUGAUGGCUAUGACAUGAGAACGCCAACUUCUCAAGCUGCACACAUCAGAGCUUCAUACUUCAGCAAAGCACCCAUCACUGGAGGGUUGCCACCAGAGUUACGCCUCAUAAUCUACGACGAAGUACUCGCCACCUUCACCAUCACCAAGCAAAAGACUGAGGGAGAAGACACAAUCAAGCAGCCACCACUGCUCGACACGUGCUCUCUCAUCCGCAACGAGGCGUUUCAACCCUACUACACUCUCAUCGACAUGACCCUCGACAAAAUUUGGCAGAAGUGCGAGCUGCUGCAAGCACAAGCCGGUGCGCGUCACGACAAGGCAGCAGAGAUCGGAUUCACAGACCCGCGUGCCAAGGAGCUUGUCCAUCAAGUCGCAGAAGACUUGAAGACAUUUGAGAAGCAAUUAGAUCUGUUCGCCGCGACUAUGAAACUCGUCAUAGCUGACACGAAGGCAUGGGAAGAGCUCGGUGAUUACCACAAUAUCAGUAAGGCAUUGGCGGCCGCUAUCGCGGUCCGCUGA